Sciurus carolinensis (gray squirrel) is the source of this 3759-nucleotide messenger RNA. Its product is annotated as vigilin-like. The record is from RefSeq and is a predicted model, not a curated record. Gene Ontology annotation, cellular component: cytoplasm; nucleus. Lineage: Eukaryota; Metazoa; Chordata; Mammalia; Rodentia; Sciuridae. Gene Ontology annotation, molecular function: mRNA binding.
AUGACCUCCAAAGAAAAUCUGAAUGUGCAACAAAGUAGGUAUAUUCCAAAAGAAAAUCUUAUCACUUUAAAUUCAGAUGAGGAGCUUGGUAUUCUCACUUACACCGAUAAUUUUACUCAACACUCACAAAAACUAAAUUGGUUAGAAAAUCCUCAGAAACCUGGAGAAUAUUCAAGCAAUAAUAUUCAAUAUGCAGAGACCUCAGUCAUCACUCAAGCUUUUUAUGUGCCACUGGAAGAAGAAAAGUGUUUGACUCACUUUGAUGAAGGUAGACAAGCAAAAUUCUAUCUAGAUAUCAUGGAAAGAACUGGUGCUAACCUAGAAUUAACUUUUGUCAAAGACCACGGUCUCUACAUAACUGUCUCUGGUAAUCCAGAAACUGUCAUGAAAGCUCAGAAGGAAAUUUUUGCAUGCUUUCAGGAGAACGUUUUAACUACAAUGCCUAUUUCCAAAGAACAGCAUUGCUUUGUUACAAGCAAGACUAGAGAUAAACUACAAGACUUGGAACAAAAAGCUGCAAUGAACACUGAUUUCUUAUGCCCACAUACUCAGAAUAACUGGAUCAAUAAUGGCGGCACGCACCAGGUUACACAGAAAUCUCCAUACAAAGUCUUUCUUACACCUGCAGAAAAAGACAAGUGUGUUACAGAGACAUUACAUGCAAAAAAGACAUUUCAUCCCUUGUUUGCCGGGCCAUACAGUAAAACUACCGACAGUACCAUUCAGGAAACAGAGGCAUACAUCCAUAUUCCACCAUCCAGUGCCAAUGAGAUAGAAAUAGUUUUCAACAGAAGAAAAUCACAAGUGGACCAGGCUGAAUCUUGUGUAAGGGAGAAUUUUGAGAACACCAAAAUGAAAACAACCAUAGAUAUGGAGAUGAAAUCACAGCAUAAUUGUACCAUAGGUCCCAAGCACAAUUCUAUGCAAGAGAUCUUAGAAAGAACUGGAGUUUCCAUAGAGAUCUUACCAUCAGAUAGUAGUACAUCAGAUUCUGUGACACAUCAAGGUGAGCCUGAAAGUACAGGAGGGGCAUUUAUUGAAGCCUACUGGAAAGCCAAGGGUUACAUUGUUUCAUCCAUCUCUGCCCCUUCUUGGCUUCACAGAUUUAUUAUUGGUAAGAAAGGUCAGAAUAUAUCCAAGGUAACACAGAACAUGCCAAGAGUACAUAUAGAGUUUACUGGAGAAGAUAAAAUUAUCCUAAAAGGACCAGUGGAUGAUGUGAAUUAUGCUCAAAAAGAAAUUGAGAACAUGCUCAAAGAUCUAAUUAACAGAAUGGAUUAUGAAGAGAUCAGGAUUGACUAUAAAUUUCACAAGUACCUGAUAGAAAAGAAUGGUGUUAUCAUAAACAGAAUUAAGGAGAAGAAUAAGGUUUCUGUGCUAAUCUUACCUGAAAAUGAAAAGAAUAUUCUGAUCAGAAUUGAAGGGGAACAUCUGCGUGUCCAACAGGCCAAGAAAGAACUUACUGAUCUUGCAGCUAAUUUUAAAAAUGAGCACAGGAAAGACUUAAUAAUUGAGCAAAGAUUUCACCACACAAUUAUUGGGAAGAAAGGGGAACGAAUCCAUGACAUACGUAAGAAAUUCCCAGAAGUUAUGAUUAAUUUUCCACACUCAUCAGAGAAAAGUGACAUUGUCCAACUCAUAGGGCCAAAACAUGAAUUAGAAAAAUGCACAGAGUAUUUAGAGAAUGUGGUAACAGACAUUAUAGAAAACAGUUAUUCUAUAACUAUUCCCAUCUUCAAAAAGCUUCACAAAAGUAUCAUUGGAAAAGGAGGUAUAAACAUCAAAAAAAUAUGUGCAGCAAGCAACACCAAGAUUAAUUUUCCAUCAGCAAGUAGCAACUCAGAGAAUAUUGUCAUUUGUGGAAAGCCAGAAAACUGUGAAAUAGCACGUAACUGGAUCCUUUCAAUUCAGAAAGAUAUAGCCAAUAUUUCAGAAGUGGAAAUUUUUAUUCCUUCCAAUCUACACAAAUCUCUUAUUGAUUCCAAGGAGUGUUUGAUUAGUUCAAUCAUGGAAGAAUGUGGAAAGAUUCAUAUUCAUUUUCCAAGAAACAACUUAGGUCUUCAAAAAGUCAUUAUUAGGGGCCCUGCUGAAAGCGUUGAAAAGGCCAAGGAAAAGUUGCUGCAGCUAGCAGAAGAAAAGCAAACCAAGAGCUAUUCUACAGCACUCCAUGUGAAACCACAAUAUCAUCAGUUUCUUUUGAGCAAAAACGGUGGCAAUGUUUCCAAGAUCUGUGCUGAGACUGGAGUGCGUGUCAUUUUCCCUACCUUUGAGGACAAGGAUCAGGAACUGUUGACUCUCACAGGGAAAGAAGAAGCUGUCAACGAAGCACAAAAGGAACUGGAGGCUUUAGUUGAAGAUUUAGAUAAUGUGGUAGAGGAUAAUAUGCUGAUACAUCCGAAGUACCACCAUCACUUUAUUAUGCGGAGGGGCCAGGUUUUGCGGGACAUGACUGAGGAGUAUGGUGGUGUAAUUAUUAACUUCUCCUGUUCAGGAAAACAGAGCAACAAAGUCACAAUAAAAGGAGCAAAGCCUUGUGUAGAAGCAGCCAAAAAACAUAUUCUGGAGAUUAUUGGGGAUUUGGAUGCCCAAGUCACGACAGAAUGUGUUAUUCCCCAAAAGUUCCAUCGUUUUGUCAUGGGACCAAUGUGUUCCCGAAUCCGACAAAUUGCCAGGGAUUAUAAUGUUCAAAUCAAAUUCCCAGACAAAGAAAGGCCAGAAACAAAUAUAGAUCCAGCUGUUGAGGAAAAUGUGGAUGAAAUGGGAAGAAACAGCACUAAAGAACCUGCAUCAAUAUCUCCAAGGAAACGUGACACCAUAUUUAUCUCAGGCCGAAAGGAAAAAUGUGAAGCAGCCAUGGAAGCUCUUAAGUCUCUAAUUCCUAUCACUGCUGAAGUGCAUGUACCCGCUGGCCUACACCGUUACAUUGUUGGUCAGAAAGGAAGUGGGAUACGCAAGUUAAUAGAUGAAUUUGAAGUUAAUAUCCAGGUAUCAGAACCCGGACUAGAGUCUGAUGUUAUAUCCAUCAGGGGCCUUGCUACAAAUGUGGAACAAGCCAAGGCCAGAUUACAAGAACGAGUCAAGGCUUUACAAACUGAAAUAGAAGAUCGGGCACUAAGAAAUUUUAAACUAAUAUUUACUUUAGACCCAAAAUAUCACUCCAAGAUCAUUGGUCGUAAAGGCUUAGUUGUUGCUCAUAUUUGCUUAGAGUAUGAUGUUACCAUCCACUUUCCAGUUAAAGAGAGCAAUGAAAUACAAGACCAAAUCAUCAUCACUGGAUAUAAAAACAACACCUUAGCUGCUCGAGGAAUAAUGAGAAUUGUGCAGAAGAUCGAAAGAACAGUUACUAAGCAAAUCCCACUAAACUGCCGUGUUCAUGGCCAUAUUAUUGGAUUCCGUGGAAAAGUUAUCCAUAAAAUAAUGAAUCAAUUCCAAGUAGACAUCCAUUUCCCUCCAAAAGGGUCCUCCAAUUCAAAUGUCACUGUGACUGGACAACCAGACAAUGUCAAAAAAACAAUUGAUCACCUCCUCAAUCUUGAGGAACAUUAUCUGUCUACUAUAAUAAACCAUGAAUAUCAACAGGAUCAUAUUAGGAGUGUCUGUCUUUAUAAUGCAUCCAUGGCUCCAUCCAGGAGUUUUGCAAUAAAAGAUGUUCCCUGUACUACAAAAAACAUCCAAAAUCCUCCUGAUAUGAAUAACUCUGAAGAUUUUCCCAUAUUGAACCAUCGGAUGUCUCCAAAGACUUACCCUUGGAGACAAUAA